Microsporum canis CBS 113480 is the source of this 534-nucleotide messenger RNA. RefSeq lists its product as uncharacterized. Lineage: Eukaryota; Fungi; Ascomycota; Eurotiomycetes; Onygenales; Arthrodermataceae. The transcript has 6 exons. Bases 1 to 534 code for a protein of 177 amino acids. The record is from RefSeq and is a predicted model, not a curated record.
AUGGCGGGCCGGUUCUCCGGCGCAGACUAUGAUGGAGGAUGUGGAUAUAUUGAUGGAGCAGCUGGAUGGUACCAUCACCAGAAACGGGGUGACUGGGUUAUGUCUAAGAGGAAAACCAACAAGCUGGGUCUCACACUAUGCAGUGUAUGGAUUGUAUUAAUGAGUCAAACCGGGGGCGAAAUAAACAUACCGUUUUAUUUGACAAUUGCAAAGCUGGUGCUGAAGGAUGCCUCAACUGCUUUUAUAGUGACCUCAAUCGUGGCCCCAAAGCCAGAAUGGUCUAAUCGACAGAAGAACUCGUUUAAGAACCGUUGCCGGAUCGUGGUAGACCCCGACUCUGCCAUCUUUCAAGCUCAAUCUGACGGGCCUAAUGCCUGCUCGGGCGGCUCGGUGGUUGCGGGCUCUGAGUGUGCGACGCCGGCGAAACGGUCCGCCAGUGCAGGGCACCUAUUGCUGGUUGGUUUAAGCAAGGAUAACUCAGAGACAGUCUCCGCCAUCGUGACGUUGAUUAAAGACUCGCUCGCAAAGACGUGA